Pieris macdunnoughi is the source of this 1113-nucleotide messenger RNA. The record is from the annotation of a GenBank genome assembly. NCBI's taxonomy places the organism in Eukaryota, Metazoa, Arthropoda, Insecta, Lepidoptera, Pieridae.
AUGAAGACGUUUUCCUGGUUCUUUAGAGAGAGUGGCCGUGGAAAGAGGACCGCAGAUGGUGUUGGCACUACAUGCAAAAGAACUGCAGAUGGCAUUGUUGCUACAAUAAAUACUCACAAUAAGGCACUCCUAAUGACUGAAAAAAGAGUCCACAAAUUGCGUGCUAAUUGUUUCUAUGAGCUUAUGAAUAAAUAUCAAGAAAACAGCCUAUCAUUUUGUUUUGAUCUACAAAAAGUUCAAGUACUACCUAAAACAACAAUACAGGACGCUUACUACUCUCGACAGAUAAGUUUGUAUAACUUUUGUGUAGUUGAUGUACAGGCAAAAAACACAAUCUUUUACUCUUGGAUUGAGUUGAAGUCUGGUAGAGGGGCUGUUGAGAUCUGUUCUGCUUUGUACUCAUUUCUGAUUGAGCUAGACAUACCUGACCAUUUUGGUGAUGAUUGGAUGACUGUACCAGAAUUAGAAUGGUAUAAUCGUGUAAUCAAUGAUAGUAGAAGCAAUGUCAGAGAAGUUAAUGAAAAUUGUGAGCAUAGGGAUGACGAUAAUGAAUCUUGUCAGUGUUUGGAACAAGAUAUAGCCUUCAACAAUAGGACAACAGUAGGACCUGCUGCAGAAAACUUAAACAGUGAAUUAUCCUACGAGUACGUUAUACCCAUGUGUUUGACUAGUAGUCAAAAUACACUCUUAACAAACCAAACAAAAAUAUUGGAGCAACUUAACUCUAUCCAGAAUGUACAAACUACUACGAUUCAGAAAAUAGCAUCAUUAUCCGUUCAAUUAGACCAUGCUAUGGUGCAAAUUAAUAACCUUUCCCAAAACUUACAAGUCACACCAUUGAGCGCAUGCAAAUCUUCACCAAGUAAUACAGCUUUUUACAUCAAGCCAUUUGAAACUGUUCAACAAUUGGAUGAAUUAGAACUGGAAUUGUCAAACAGUGCCAAUAGGCAACAAAAAAAAGCAAUUGUACUCUGUUAUUUUCGCUGGUGGCAAAGUGUCGAGGAAAAAGAUCAUGAAAGAAGAAAUGAUUACGAAACUUCAGAAAAUGUCGACUCUAAUAUCGAUGAAAAUGAAAACACGGAGGAAGAAGACGAAGAUCACGAAAGAGAUUGA